AUGGAACAAUCUUGGAAUUCUUACAUCAAUUCCUUAACUCAGAACUUCCUGCCUAGACAAGUGGAGGUGACCGAGGGAAACUAUUUUUCAGGGUCCCUGUAUGAUCUGUCAUUCUCCAAAGGGGACAUCAUCACAAUUGUUAACCUGGUACCCUCCAGCCUCAUCGGAGAAGUGAAUGAUGGCAAUAACACUCUGGGCAAGGUGGAUAUUCCUCUUGAUUAUGAAGGGAAGUUCCAGCUGAUUGCAGAUCCAGUGCCAUUUGAAACUGUGGCUGAUUUGGUCCACUCUGUUCAUGUUACCCAGUGUUCCACAACCCACAGAAGCCCUCUCUGCUUCCAGAAUUUGAUCCCCAUCUCCACAGCCGAGUCGCCCAUGGUGCUUGAAGAAAGAGAAAAACUGUCCUUAAUUGGCUUAGAAGAAAGUCAAGGGAAGAGGUUCCUAAGAUGCGAAGUCCUGGGGAAGAAGCCCCCCCUGAGGUUGCUGCUCCCCAUGGACUGCAGGGGCCAGUUCCAGGAGUGCCAGGAGGACCAGCUGCAUACUGUUGACACCAUCAUCAGGUCGAAGCUACUGGCAGGAAGGCAACGCAAGAUCAGGGCAGCAGCAGGGCAUUGUCUAAGGAGUCUUAGUCCCCUUGUUCCAGAGGACUUUAGUGGUCAUCUCAUUUUACACCCUUAUUUCUCAGUGAUGGCAUUUUUGCCAGGUGAAGUCCAGGUUGCCAUCCCGUCUGAUUUGGAUAUAUAUGUUACUGAUAUUACAGACUUAGGAAAUAGGUCCUUUAAAACUAUGACAAUGAAGCAAAUAUACAGUAUAGAAAAAAGCAAAUUCCCACUGAGAAUUAAAAUAAUGAGUGUGACCCUGGCACAGAACAGAACAGGCAGAAGCAAGACCUUUCCGUUGAAGUGUGGACAGCUCUUAACCAUCCUCAGAACCCAGGAAGUAAAAAAGUUCAUUGCUGCAGAGAUUUUCAAAGGAAAGAAACGGCGACAUUUUCUCAUCCCAUAUACCUAUCAGGGCAUGGUUCUUAGAAAAGGUCGGUAUUUUAACUCUGUUUCUGAUGUUGCCAUAGCUAUGCACAGUGGCCAGCUUCGUUUCCAGUCCUCCAAAGACUAUACUUCCAACACAGAGCCAUGUGCAUCAUUCACAGCCAAGGAGUGUUUCCUUGCUCUGAAGAAGGACGUGGUUUCUGCUGAUAUUCAAGGUGAGAUGCACAGAGUUGAAGUCCUAAAGUGUCACAAUAUUACUACCAAUACCCCAGUCAAACUUCCUCUGUUUGCAGAAGGAGAUUUCCUGGAACUGGCUGAUGAUGCUGGACCAGGGACCCUACAGGAACUGUGCAAGAUCAAAAGUCUCCCAUGCCAUAUCAAAGUGAUCAGCCCAGAUCCCUCCAUGGUCAGAGACCCUCUAUAUGAAACUGAGGAGCUGAGAAUUGAAAAUGUCAUCACUGAGCAAAGCCUCAUAGCCAAAGAUGGAACUUGGUCAGAAGACAUAUACUCAAGUUUUUCAGAAGACAUAUACUCAAGCUUGUCCGAAGACACGUUUGAAAUCCCAGUUGAGAAGAUAAACUCGGAGGUGUUGAUAGUCGAAGAGUGCCCAUGGUUGAGAGAUUUGAGAAAGGAGACCAACGUGGCUGUCCAGAACAUAGAAGAGAUAAGCGAGGCGGAGUCCCUGACCUUUAGUAAUUACAUGAUUGCUCCCCAUCCACCACCAUGUCCUCCAAAGCCCAGAAGUUUGUCUUAAAACAGAAAAUAUGACUAUUCAUCACCCCUCCACUCCAAGGAAUAGCAUCUGUACUUUCAGGACCUGGGUAUCAGGGGCUUCUGGAGAAUGGAAGCUGAUCCUGGCUGUAGAAACCUGACCUUCAAACAGAAAUUAAAUCAGAGAUAUUUAAAAUGACAUUUUUUACCCUUGCACAUUUGCCAAAAGCUGUCUUUAGGUGAUAGACCUCUUUCCUUGAUAUGCAUAUAAAGCAGAGUUGUAACCAUGUUUUGACAUGGACACAACACUCAUUUCCAAUGAAACUGCCUGGCCUGUAGU
Tupaia belangeri chinensis (Chinese tree shrew) is the source of this 2034-nucleotide messenger RNA. Its product is annotated as protein THEMIS3. NCBI's taxonomy places the organism in Eukaryota, Metazoa, Chordata, Mammalia, Scandentia, Tupaiidae. Gene Ontology annotation, cellular component: nucleus; cytoplasm. Bases 1 to 1737 code for a protein of 578 amino acids. The record is from RefSeq and is a predicted model, not a curated record. Gene Ontology annotation, biological process: T cell receptor signaling pathway. The transcript is spliced from 4 exons.